Molecule: messenger RNA, 3559 nt
Organism: Chara braunii
Lineage: Eukaryota; Viridiplantae; Streptophyta; Charophyceae; Charales; Characeae
Source: the annotation of a GenBank genome assembly
GGCAUCAGCAUAAACCUGCCCCUGACCAUGUGCAGGACACAUUCAAGGGCCGCUCCCCUAUGUACCGUUACCUGGUUGUCGGCCAGAAGGUCGACAACAAGGGGGUCAUGAUGCUGCGUUGCACUUUUUGCAACGAAGUAUUUCAGGGGAGCCAAUUCCAGGCGACGAGGCAUUUCACGCAGACGAACUACUGCAAGGACGUCAGCGAUGAGGCUUUGUACGAGAUCGCGCGUUGGAGUCAGCAGAAGUUCGAGAGCGAUCAAAUGGAGAGGGUUGCCAGGUACUCGGCGGAGCGCGGAGUCGAUGUGCCUGGCACGGGUGGUGUGAGGGGAGGAGAGGCGGGGCGGCAGCCCGUGGAGGGAGCGUUAGAAGGGGUCAGGGGAGAUGGUGGAGGUGGAGACACGGAGGAGGGCGCGAUCGACGUCGAUCGCGAGCUGCGUGUCCCGGGCGAGCAGAGAGUCCCGGGACACGAGCACAUGCAUGAGGUUUAUCCAGGCACUGGGGAGAGGAUGGAGGACUUUUUGAGGCGAGCAGCCAAGGGACCUGUAGGGGAGGGUUCUUCCAAGAGGAAGGAAGGUGGAACAGAUCCGGUCGCCGCCCCAGGUGGGAAGAGGCUUCGCCAGCAGAAGGUCACUGACGUCUACGGUGGCGAGUGGGUUGCUCGCCACAAGAAGACAUUCCUUCGCUGGCUCUAUUCCAGCGGGAUCCCCUUCAAUGCCUUUCGCAACCAGGCUUGGAAGGCAUACCAGCAGGCGGUGGAGACCCAUCGUGAGGAGCUGGCGGAGGAGUUGGAGGAGGUGAGGCAGCCAUUAUGGAUCACUGCUGCCACCCUCCUCUCCGACGGGAGGAAAUCACAAGAUGGGAGACCGAUCGUGAAUUUCCUUGCCGCCGGCUCGCGAAGGGUCAUCGUCUACACGACGAUCAAUCGCGAGGGCGAGCCGGACGAUGCAGUGCACGUCCUUCGGAGAUGGGUGACCAUCUUCCACGAGUUUAGUUUCGGCGGCCCGCAGCGGGUCAAUGCGAUAUGCACAGACUCCGCAUCGGCGUACGUGGGGGCUGCGAGGGCAUUGGCCUCGCCGGGCAUCCCUCCUGCAAUCAGAAGGAUCACUUGGCUUCCGUGUUCCGUCCAUGUCUGCAACAAAUUGUUGUCAGACAUGGGGACGAGUUGCGACGCGUUUGUGAACGCGAUUACACUCGCUCGUGUUCUGGUGGUGUUUUUCAAAACCCACCAGGCCGCCCUUUAUUUCUUUAGGAAGCGCAGCCCCAACAAGGGGUUUGUGCUUUCUUGCGAGACGCGGUUCGCGUCUGUUUAUUCUAUGUUGGAGAGACUGUUGGCCUUGCAGGACGCUCUGCAGGCGAUGAUGCGAGGGGAUGGCGGGCUGGAGUUUGCUUUUGUACUGUGGUCCGCCGAUGUGUGCGACAUGACGCGUUGGGCUCGCACACAGCACAUGCUGGAGCCUGCUCACUGCGCGGGGUUCUUACUGAACCCCCGUAGGCGACAUGUUGAGUACUUUUCGGGCGAGGUAAGGGAUUACCCUCCUUGGCUUGUAAGGCAAGCCAAAAGGUACAUUUUGACGCAGACGGGUUACAAGGAGGAUGGCGUGGAGUACAUCAUUGUAUGUCGGCAGUUUGAGGACUUCCACAUGCAGCAGGGCACAUUUGGGGAUUGGGGAGGGGGGGAGGGGCGUGCUUGUGGGCGUGCUUGCAGCGGCGACAGGGAGACGAUUGAGUGCGCGUCCUGGUGGUCUCAGUACGGGUCUGGCGCGCCUGAGUUGCAGCGCUGCGCUCUUCGUGUGAUGCACAUGUGGUCUUGCGCCUCUCCAGCGGAGAGGAACUGGGCAGUCCACGAGGGCAUUCACACGAAGAAGCGCAACCAGUUGGCCUUUGAGAAGGUCGUUCAACUCGUUGAGAUCACCGCGAAUGUGCGGUUGUCGGAGUAUCGGCGGGCUGGGUGCGGUUAUGUGCUGCCAUGGCAGCUGGACGAGGGCAUGCUAGACUACCAGGCCGGACUGGAGUUGGAGCCAGUGCGCACGGGCACGCGCAAGGGGAUGACGCCGGAAGAGAUUGCCUGUCAAGUUGCACUUAUCACCCGGGAUCCCAUCGGGGUGUCCGCACCACCCACGGCUGAGGCCGUAUUCGGUAGACAUGCUUCCAUUUUCCGUCCUUACCCCAGGGAGGAUGAUUCCGACGAGGAGCCCGUACCCGAGGCAGCGGACCACCCCGCGCUCUGCAUUCCCCGUGAGAUCGACGAGACGCACCUGGAUCCCGAGGAGGACACCAGGGUGCAUACUGCACGACGGGACGCUAAGAGGGCAGAGAGGGAGAUGAUGGGGGGAGAGGAGGAGUUGUGGGGACCGUUCGGGGAGGUCGCUUCGACAGGCGGCACAGGAGCGCGGACGACGAGCCCCGCUCCGACGAGGCAGGAGUCGUCCAUGCCGCCACCUUCUGCCAUCGCCCUCCGACAGUUGAGGUUACGAUCACCUUCUCCGGGGGUCUUGCAGGAGAAGGGGGGACCGUCGGCAGCAGCAGUGGAGGGGGAGAUGGCAGUGGAGGGGGGAUUGGCGGACACGACGAUUGCAGGUGUGGUGGACCAGAUAGCUGUAGCAGCAGCGGCUUCAUUGCUAGAGGAGAUGGCAGCUUCAGUGUUGGUGGAGGAGGCACCAGUGCCAGGGGGAGCAGAUGAAGUGGAGGGGCAGGCGGGAGCAGCUGGAGGAGCAGCGGGAGGAGCAGCGGGAGGAGCAGCGGGAGGAGCAGCUGCACUGGAUGGGCUUGUGGUUGCAGCAGCAGGAGCAGCUGGAGGAGCGGAUGCAGUGGAGGGGGGAAUGCCAGGAGCAGUGGAGGAGGAGAUAGGGGCACAGGCGGAGGUAUCGCGUGGGGAUGGGCGCCUCAUGCAGCAGUUCCUCACGGAGCAGUACGAUCCGGUCAUGGCGGGUAUGACCCCAGCAUCAGGUUGUGAGCCUCAGCGAGGUCGCGGCAGAGGAGUGUCCGCCGAUAGCUUGGAGUACGCUCUGAUGGCAGCGACGCGUGCCGUACAUGAGCAGACUCCACGCAAGCGCGGAGUGCCUCCUCGUCCACGCCCCGUGCCCGCAGAGGGAGGAGAUGCACUUGGAGAGACUUCCGGGGCAGAGGGGUUGGGGAUGCCUCGUGGAUCGCGCCAUGAGCAGACGGUUACAGAGGCUAGUGCGAGGGUUGUUGUGUUGAGGAAGGCAGGAGCCCCUGUCACCAUCGAGGAGGAUGAUCUUGAGACAGAUGUGGCAGUGCGGGAGGAGGACGAGGACUAUGAGGGCGAGGAGGAGGGAGAGGAGGAGAGUGAGAGAGGUUCCGAUGGUGACUACGACCACGACGAGCACGAGCCCCCACCUCCCCCACCGAAAGGUGCAGCCAGACGGCGCGCUGCGCAUACUUUUUCAUCAUCACGAGGGAGGAGGAGUUCGACAUCCGGCACGCGAGGGGUUACGAGGAAACAGAGCGGGAAGGGGAAGAAGCGUCGUUGACUGAUGAGGCCAACACUCCUUUUUCCCCUGCUCGCACUGUGGUUCGUCAUGUUGUGCGGUCCUAG